UCCGGGCAGCCAUCGAGAGGGCGGCGCUCUAGGCGGCCGCGGCGCUCUCUCUGGCCCUGGCGGACCGCGAAGAUGGCGGCGCCCAUGGAGGUGGCGCUGGUGGCGGACGCGGCGGGGCCGCUGUGCAACUGCUCGGUGUGGGAGCUGCACUCCGGCUCCGCCCUGCCCGGCUACCGCGGCGGCAACAGCGGCCCCCGCGGGCUGGCGCUGCUGGGCGGCGAGCACCUGCUGGGGGCGCAGAUCGGCAAGAGCUACAUCAACGUCUGGGAGCUGCAGAGGAAGGACCAGCUCCAGCAGAAGAUCAUCUGCCCUGGGCCAGUGACCUGCCUGACAGCUUCUCCCAACGGGCUCUACAUCCUGGCUGGGGUUGCUGAGAGCAUCUACCUGUGGGAGGUCUCCAAUGGGAACCUUUUGGCCAUCCUGAACCGACACUACCAGGACCUCACCUGCCUCUGCUUUACUGACGACAGCAGCCACUUUCUCUCGGGGGCAAAGGACUGCUUGGCCCUGGUGUGGAACCUUUACAGCGUGCUGCAGGCAGAGCCCUCCCAGAUCCCUGACCCUCGGCACGUCUGGUCCCGGCACAGCCUCCCCAUCACAGACCUGUGCUGCGGCUUCGGCGGGCCCCUGGCCCGAGCUGCCACUGCCUCCCUGGACCAGACAGCAAAGCUCUGGGAGGUCUCCUCCGGGGAGCUCCUGCUCUCCGUCCUCUUCGACGUGGGCAUCAUGGCUGUGACCCUCGACCUCUCUGAGUACCACAUGUUCUGUGGUGGCAUGGAUGGGUCCAUCUUCCAGGUCGACCUCUGUGCCUGGCCGGUGCAGAGGGACAGGACCUUCCAGCCGGAGCGGGAGAACGGGAAGGUCUUCAAAGGCCACAGGAACCAGGUGACCUGUCUGUCUGUCUCCACGGACGGCAGCCUGCUGCUCUCCGGCUCGCACGACGAGACCGUGCGCCUGUGGGACAUCCAGAGCAAGCAGUGCCUCAAGACAGUGAAUCACAAAGGCCCGGUGACAAACGCCUUCAUCGUGCUGGCCCCAGCCAACAUGUUCAACCCCGACGGGAAGCCCAGCGUCCCUCUGCCCAAGUUCAGCAGGCACCUGCACGGCACCGAGAGCAGCGAGGAGCAGGGCAGCGAGGGGGUGACGCUGCGCCUCGGGCUGCACCAGCAGGAGUCUGGGGAGAGCUACCUGGAGAAGGCUGAGAAGAUGUACUCACAGAUGUACUCCACGAGGGAAAAGAACCUGGUGGGAGACCAGGAGCACCUGACCAUCCAGGUGAGCGAGCUGGAGGAGGAGGUCAGCACCCUCCGCAAGAUCAACAAGAACCUCUUCGACUUCUCCGCCCGCAUCAUCACCAAGCCAGCCAAAUGAGGAGGCAGCCCCUGCCCGCACACCCCCUCUGCCGCUCCCUGCCCAGCUCCCGGGGGAACAUCUCCGCUGCCCUCGGGCACAGAGGUGCCCACACGCCCGGACCUCCACGGCGCCAGCGCUCCUCAGCGCGUCGGCUGGGGCCGGCGUCCCCCCCCGCGGUGCCACGGGACUGAGAGCAGCGUGGGGGCUGCCACGGGUGGGGCAGGACAGGGACCGUUUGCACCCCGAGUGAGGCCGCAGGGCUGCCACGGGUGGGACAAGACAGGGACCGUUUGCACCCCGAGUGGCCGCUCGGCGCCCGGCGGGGCAGGCUCGGAGCGGCGGCGGCGGCAGGAGCGGCGCUGCCGGCACCCAGGGAGGGGCUCAGGACCUUUCCCCAUCUCUUCCCCUGCUCCUUUGAUGUUUCUUUUCGUUACUUGACCCUGCAGUGCAGACAGAAAAGUGGGGUUGGGGUUUGGGGUUGUUUUGUCUCUUGAUGCUGGCUUGAGAUUGGAUUUUGGAGACCUCCUUCUACCCACCCCGCCCUGGGAGUGCCGCUCGGACCCCUGGCAGCCAGGGUCCUGCUGGGGGCUGCUGCUGCUCUGGGCACAGUGGGGGCUGAGCAGCUCCUGGGGACGGGCAAGGGGGUUCCUGGGGUGCCAAGGCUGAAGAGGGAAGAGAUUCCCACCCUUCUCUGUUCCCCCUUCCUUGAUCCAGUGGGCAGAGGGGUGGGGAGGUCCCUGAGCUCAGAGCACGGGUGGUGGAUUUGGGGCGUGGGGGCUGACUUCUCUGGGGGAAGGGGCUGGGGGGGGGAGGGGCAGCAAGGUGCUAUUUCCAAUCUCCUGAGGUGACAGUUUCUAUCUAUUUGGAUCCAGCAGCUUUGUGUUCAGGGUCUUCUGGGGACUUGGCCUUUUGUAUUGUCACAAGCAUGGCGGGGGGGGGG
Pogoniulus pusillus (Red-fronted tinkerbird) is the source of this 2293-nucleotide messenger RNA. RefSeq names its product WD repeat domain 18 (gene WDR18). The record is from RefSeq and is a predicted model, not a curated record. NCBI's taxonomy places the organism in Eukaryota, Metazoa, Chordata, Aves, Piciformes, Lybiidae. The transcript is spliced from 10 exons. Gene Ontology annotation, cellular component: nuclear pre-replicative complex. Gene Ontology annotation, biological process: DNA-templated DNA replication; rRNA processing. The coding region runs from base 73 to 1371 and encodes 432 amino acids. Gene Ontology annotation, molecular function: protein binding.